UCUUCUAUUUAAUUUCUCUCUCCUCCCUCUGUCCCCUUCAUCUCAAUACGACAACGAGCACCUUAAUUUUCUUCACGUUCCCUCUACUCACUCCUCCCUCAUCCCUGCCAUCUUCACUCUCGCCUUCUUCCUCUUCUUCUCCUGUGCUUUAAUUUUCUUCUUCACGCAACGGUGGAAAACUCGGAUCUUACUCUGGAUUCCAUUUCCCUUGAGUUUCUUCGGAACUUCGGAGAAUCCUUCAUCUCGCUCCUUCAAAUAACUAUAGGCUCUUUUCGCUGUUGUCCCGAUGGCGACAUCACUGAUUCCUGAUCGGAAUUGAAUUCUAUCCGUUUCGGAAUCAAUGAGUUGGCUAAACAUUUAUUCAUGCUUUAAUUCCAGUAGAUCUCUUCUUUUCUAUCUUUGAAUAUCAAAUCUGAAAAAAACAGAGCACUCACUUUUCCUUCACUUUCUCUCGUUCCCGAAAGACUCCGAUUCCAGGUAAUAUUGAUUUCGGAAAUGGAAUCCGUCGUCGUUUUGGCAUUGUUUGCUUUCCUUGCAUUUACGCCAUGGCGUGUACUCUCAGAAGAAAGGCUUCUGGUGAACAUGACUCUGGUUCGAAGCGCUCGAGCUUUUGGUGCUCUUUGUUUGGAUGGGAGUUUACCGGCGUAUCAUUUGCACAGAGGAUUCGGCGCCGGAGCCAACAACUGGCUUUUACAAUUAGAGGGAGGGGGGUGGUGCAAUGACGUGGAAUCAUGCGCGGAGAGAGCAAAGACUCGCAGGGGUUCAACUCGCUACAUGACCAAGUUGGAGGUCUUCUCUGGCAUCUUAAGUAACAAUGCCUCCCUCAACCCAGAUUUCUACAAUUGGAACCGUGUAAAGAUUAGAUAUUGUGAUGGAGGCUCUUUCACGGGCGAUGCUUCGUUCAACAACGGGACAACAUUGCUUUAUUUCAAAGGACAAAAGAUUUGGGAAGCAAUCAUUCGUGACCUCCUGCCUAAAGGUUUGGGCAAGGCACGCAAGGCUUUGCUUUCAGGUUGUUCGGCAGGAGGCUUAGCGACAUUUCAUCACUGUGACAGCUUCACUAGUCAAUUGCCAAGGAAUGCGAGUGUUAAAUGCUUGAGUGAUGCUGGCUUCUUUCUUGACGAGAGAGACAUCGCUUUGAACCACACUAUGAGAUACUUCUUCAAAAGCCUUGUUUUAUUGCAGGGGAUAGAGCGAAAUCUAAACAGAAACUGCACAAGGUCCCUGUUCUUUCCAGACUUGUGCUUCUUCCCGCAGUAUGUAUUGAAGUACAUAACUACACCAUAUUUCAUCUUGAACUCUGCUUAUGAUGUAUUCCAAUUUCACCACAUAUUGGUCCCACCUUCUUCUGAUUUGCAUGGACAUUGGAAUCACUGCAAGAUAAACCCAGCGGCAUGCACUCCAGACCAAAUUGAUGUACUGCAAGGCUUUAGGCGCCGCAUGCUUGCAGUUUUAAGACCAUUCUAUAUAUUCUCAAGAAGAGGAGGAAUGUUCAUUAAUUCAUGCUUUGCUCAUUGUCAAAGUGAAUCCCAAGAUACAUGGUUUGGAGAUGAUUCUCCAACAAUAAACGACAAGACUAUUGCAGAAGCCGUUGGAGAUUGGUAUUUUGGCAGAGAUAGAACCAAGGAAAUAGAUUGUGCAUAUCCAUGUGAUAAAACUUGUCAUAAUCUUAUACCAUAGGCUCAGGUUGAUGAAAAGAUUGGAGUGAAGAUUUAGCUUCAAGUUUCUCUGUAUAUCACAAAGAAGAUAUGAUUCAAGCUGACAUGUUGCAGGAGUGAAAAGUUAGCAUCAGAUACUCUCAGAGAUGGGGAAUCUUGAAGGAUUUGGGUAGGGAGCUGUGCAAGUAUAAAGUGAUAUAGAUUAGAUGCCAAAUUCUUUAACAGAACCAAGAAUGAAAGAUUAAAAAAAAAAAAAAGAGAAAAGUAUAGCUUUAGUGACAAGCAUUCAAUUGGUCACAUCAUAUUCUUUGUUUAUUAUUUUGUCGAUCCCAUAAUAAAUACUAUUCCACUAUUGUUUCUCCAGUUCCACUUCUUUUUCUUGAACCAGAGCCUUUGUCUAUUCUAGCAGGCUAAGAUCCCUUAAAACAUUCAAGUAUGAGUGAAACUUGUCAUCAUGCCAAAACAUGCAUGCAAUAUAUCUUUAAAGUGUCAAUUUAGCCUGGUCUUGCCAGAUUUUUCCUUUUAAAA
Messenger RNA from Prosopis cineraria, 2186 nucleotides. RefSeq names its product pectin acetylesterase 9. Lineage: Eukaryota; Viridiplantae; Streptophyta; Magnoliopsida; Fabales; Fabaceae. The transcript has 13 exons. Bases 496 to 1680 code for a protein of 394 amino acids. The record is from RefSeq and is a predicted model, not a curated record. Gene Ontology annotation, molecular function: hydrolase activity.